This is a messenger RNA of Centruroides sculpturatus (bark scorpion), 2259 nucleotides long. RefSeq names its product NHL repeat-containing protein 2-like. Bases 2 to 2065 code for a protein of 687 amino acids. Gene Ontology annotation, molecular function: protein binding. The record is from RefSeq and is a predicted model, not a curated record. NCBI's taxonomy places the organism in Eukaryota, Metazoa, Arthropoda, Arachnida, Scorpiones, Buthidae. The transcript is spliced from 11 exons.
AAUGGCGGAUGAUUCGGAAGUUGAAAGUUUUGGAUUAAAUAAACUUUUAUAUUAUCAGUCGGAGCUAGAAGAAGCUCUGUGUGAUUGCAAUGAUGUAGAAAGUAAGAAGGAAAGUAUAUUUAAUUAUAUAGAAAAGAUAACAAGCGACGAUUCGUUGAAAAUUCCGGAUUUUGGAUUAGAUCAUGAAUGGAUUAAUACAGAGAAACCAUUAUCUGUGAAAGAAGAUUUAAAAGGAAAAAUUAUAGUUUUGGACUUUUUUACAUAUUGUUGCAUUAAUUGCAUGCAUAUCCUUCCUGAUCUUUUUGCUUUAGAAGAAGAAAUUUCAAUUACUAGUGGUUUAGUUGUUGUUGGUGUUCAUUCAGCUAAAUUUGACAAUGAAAGAUAUUUGAAAAAUGUAAUGGAAGCUAUUCAACGAUAUCAAAUUCAUCAUCCAGUUGUCAAUGAUCCUCAAGGAAUUUUAUGGAAUAAAUUGCAAAUUUAUUGCUGGCCAACAUUAAUUAUCGUAGGUAAGAAAUGUAAAUUUUUAUUGGAAAUCUCAGAAUCGGUGGAUCGAUAUGCUGUUGAUCUACCAGGUGGUUCAGAAGAAGCUUUGAUGACUCAAGAAGGAUGGAAGUCUUUGGAUGUCUUGAGAAGGGUAGACGAUCAGCAAUGGCUUGAGCAGUAUCCGAAACUGGAUCAGAUUAUAAACUUUAUUUUUGAAAUAAAGGAUAUCAUAGGAGGCUUGGAAUCUGGAUUUAUUGAUGGAAAUUUUACUGAGUCAAGAUUUUGUUCACCACAAGGAAUUGCAUGUAAAAAUUCAAAAUUACUUUAUGUUGCUGAUACUGAAAAUCAUGCUAUAAGACAGAUAGAUUUAGAGAGUAGAAAAGUGAAAACUAUUGCAGGGACAGGUAAGCAAGGAUAUGAUAAAAUUGGUGGUAAAAUUGGAAUUCAGCAAGAAAUUAGUUCUCCUUGGGAUGUAUGUUUAGCAUCUUCAAUUGAAAAAGUGGAUGAUUUAUUAUUUAUAACAAUGGCUGGAACUCAUCAGAUAUGGGUGAUAUUUUUAGAAGAUGCUAUGCUAUAUGGUGAGAGUUUUCAGAAAGGAACAUGUGUUAAUUUUGCUGGUAGUGGAAAUGAAGAAAAUCGUAAUAAUAAAUACAGAAUGAAAGCUGGAUUUGCUCAACCAUCAGGAAUUGUUAGAAUGCAAGUUGAAAAGAAACAAUUUUUAUAUGUUGCAGAUAGUGAAAGUUCAAGCAUUCGUUGUGUAUCAGUUACAGAUGGUUCUGUAACAAGAUUUGUUGGAGGUGAUAUGGAUCCUGUUAAUUUAUUUGCAUUUGGAGACAAAGAUGGAAUUGGAAUAGAUGCUAAAUUACAACAUCCAAUGGGUAUAACUUAUUCCGAUUCUGAAAAACUGUUAUAUGUUGCUGAUACUUAUAAUAAUAAAAUAAAAGUAAUUUCCUCCAUCACCAAGAAUUGUUAUACAUUAAAGUUGUCAGAUACAGAAAGUGAUAAAUCUGAAAAAGCUGAAUUUUAUGAACCCAGUGGCCUGUGUUUUGUUGAUGAUAAUAAGACAUUAUUUGUAGCUGAUACAAAUAAUCAUUCAAUUAAGAUAAUUGAUUUAAAGAAGAAAGUUAUGUCAGAGUUAAAUAUCAAAUGGAAUUUUAAAGAAUAUGAUACUACUGACCAUCUGAAUGUUAAAUUGUAUGACAAAAUCCAAAAAUAUAGGUUACCAGUAAAUGGAUGUCUGAAAUUAACUAUUGAAUUUAAUUUCAAAGAAACAUUUUCUCUUAAUAAAGAUGUUGACCAGAUUUGGAAUAUUCAAAUUUCAGAUGAUUCUCUUAAAGUUGAUGGUGAAGACAAUGGAAAUAUUGACAGCUUAUUUGAACCACUCACUUUUAUUUUGAAACCAACAAAAUUAUCCACAAAUACAAAUACUGUAUGUGUUCUAAUUAAGUUAUUUUUAUGUCAUAAGGAAAAAAAUGUCUGUUUAGCAAAGAUUUUCAAACAUAAAAUAUUAGUUGACAUUUGUAAUGAAACUUUAUCAGAAAAAGAUGCAAUAGUUAUAGCAUUUAGCAAAUUAGAAAUAUAAACGAUAAAUAUAACAAUUGCAAGUAAACAGCUUACUAAUAUAGCCUAAAUAAAAAUUUUCUUAGCAAAAGUUUACAAAAUAGAAUGAUUAUUAAUGAAACUAUUGAAUUUAUACAUCUCUUUAAAGUGAAAGCAAUGAUGAUGUACUGUACAUAUAUUUUGAUUGUUAUAUACAUAUUUUUAUAUUUAUAUUUU